AUCCAACUUUGGGAAUCAUCAACUAUUCAACAUCAUCAUCAUCAUCAGUUCUUGCUUGGAUUUUCUACAUCUUUGUAUGCAGGGAUAUUUUAUCUAGACAGGUCGCAUGUGGCUAGGGUAACCCUUUUGAUAUGUGUCACAAGACGUGUGUCAAACCCGAGCAGAGGUUGUCUUGGAUGUUGCACUAUGCCCCAACUUAUCAUCGCUGUGGAUGAACCAUCGAAAGGACUGAAGAUACAAGGUCGAAAAGUGAAGAAACCAAAUAUAUCGGAAGAUAAUUGGAGUCGCAGCAAACAUGAAAUGGAUAUUAGCGCAGUUCAGCUACAGAGAAGCAUUUCAUCUAUGAGCACAUCUAAUCAAAACCUUGAUCCACAUGGUAGUAGUGGAAGCAGAAGCAAUCCUGAAUUUGUAAAUAAUGGCCUUCUUUUAUGGACCCAAAGAAGGCAGCAAUGGGUUGGUGACAGAAAGUUUCUCAACCAGCCAAUAAUGCGUGAACCCAAAAUAAGAUCUUGCUUUGCCUGGCUGCAAAUUACAUCCAAGCUAGACCCCAACCGCAAAAUGUCUUCAAAAGUUCAGGCAGCUGAAAAUAUGCUGCCCUUACUCAUGCCUGAUUUUGGCGCAGCCACCCAUGAUCAGCUCAUAAUGAAACUUUUGAAUGCUCUAUUCAUAGAACACAUUGUCAAUUAUUUGUGGUUCCAAUCUUGUUUGUGUUUUUCGUUCUCUACCCUGAGUUUUUCUUGCUGCAGCUCCUACGAAAUUGAUAAAUUUUUUAUGUUAUGUAGUUGUGAUACUACGUAGGAGAAUCUACUUGAGAGUUGAGACGAGCAAACCUUUUCCCGAACCAAUUCUUCUGCCUGUAAGAAUCGACUAAAUAUAAACAAUUCAGCUCUCGUUUUCUUGAACAUAUUGUACUUGUGAAUUAGGGUUGUUUACAAUCACCACUCUGCCUUUCGUCCGCAGGAAAUGGUAGAUUUUCUUGUUGAUGUCUGGGAACAACAAGGCUUAUACUUCCUCCGUUCUAUUAUACUUACUACGUUUCACUUUUUACGCA
Messenger RNA from Amaranthus tricolor (Joseph's coat), 1051 nucleotides. RefSeq lists its product as uncharacterized. The transcript is spliced from 5 exons. The annotation marks the transcript as partial. Lineage: Eukaryota; Viridiplantae; Streptophyta; Magnoliopsida; Caryophyllales; Amaranthaceae. The record is from RefSeq and is a predicted model, not a curated record.